AUGGCAUCAGUGACAUAUCUCACCAUAACACAACCAUCACCCAAUCACUACAGGAUAACAGAGCAUCCCACUAGAGCGCAAGACAUGACCUCAGUAUCCGAAACAACUUCAAAGUCUUUCCUGCAACGCAAGUUUUCUGACAUCACUCCGGCGACUACUACAGAAUGCGGUCCAGGUACCAUUGCGUUUACAUGGAAUGGCGGGCCGAUCGAAACCACCGGCCUCGUGUACACAGAAAGUCUCCAAAUAUCCUUUGAGCUCAUCUUCAACGAAGAGGAACUGGGCAGUAGAAUCGUAGGGGCUUUUGAGGGAAACUUGGAGCAGGGUGUCAAGGUCGAACUCUUUGACGCCAGGGGAGCGAGAAUGAUGAGGCUGGAGGUGGAGAUUAGAGAUGGGAAAUACAUCCACGCCGACGCAGAACGUGGUCGCUGGGCCAAGAAACGAGUCGUCUGUAUCCUCCCCACGCGACCUCAAUCCCGCACCCAAAUCUAG
This is a messenger RNA of Fulvia fulva, 492 nucleotides long. RefSeq lists its product as uncharacterized. NCBI's taxonomy places the organism in Eukaryota, Fungi, Ascomycota, Dothideomycetes, Mycosphaerellales, Mycosphaerellaceae. The record is from RefSeq and is a predicted model, not a curated record. Bases 1 to 492 code for a protein of 163 amino acids. The transcript has 3 exons.